This is a messenger RNA of Exophiala viscosa, 2125 nucleotides long. RefSeq names its product fungal-specific transcription factor domain-containing protein. The coding region runs from base 266 to 1948 and encodes 560 amino acids. Lineage: Eukaryota; Fungi; Ascomycota; Eurotiomycetes; Chaetothyriales; Herpotrichiellaceae. The record is from RefSeq and is a predicted model, not a curated record. Gene Ontology annotation, cellular component: nucleus. Gene Ontology annotation, molecular function: transcription cis-regulatory region binding; DNA-binding transcription factor activity, RNA polymerase II-specific; zinc ion binding. Gene Ontology annotation, biological process: positive regulation of transcription by RNA polymerase II. The transcript is spliced from 3 exons.
UGUAGACGGACCCCUUUUGGCCCGCACUAACAGCCUCUUCUGUUUCCCUUUUCACGACCCAUUGGAUCGUGUGCCCUCACCGAUCUUGGGGAUCCGAAGAAAGUUCACGACCUUAUCUCGGUCACGUGCAGUAGAGCUACAGGAUCAAGCCUAAGGGGGCUUUAUCGGGCCCGGCUAUCAGAACACCAAUGCAUGUGCGAUACAGGUUUCUUCGACAAUGCGCAGAUUGUACACAGCUUUCUGCACCUAACUCAAAGUCAUCACCAUGUCUUCCAUGUCCCCCGCCACUCGCGCUGGCGAUCGGCGCCGACUUCACUACCCUCGAUCACGUAAUGGCUGCUUGACAUGUAAGCGCCGCAAGGUCCGAUGCGACGAGCAGAUGCCGAAGUGUUACCAUUGCCGGCGUCUAGGACUGGAGUGUGAAUGGAAAUACCAUGAUCCGAACACAGCUUUACUGUCGGAGGAGUCGGGCAUAGGACUCUUCGUCGAGACCAACGACGAGCCCCCGCAAGGCGGCACACGAUCUGGUUCCGCCGCCAUCUUCGACUUCAGCAGACCUGUGACUGAUCCUGUCGAGGACUUAUCAUUAUUCCAAGAUAAUUGGUUUACCGACUUUAACAACCUUUCUCCAUCAGGAUUCAGCACGCAGGAGCUGGGAUUAGUCGGCAUCGUUUUGCCCUCAACACAGCCUCCACUACAACCCCGAAGUGCGGCAGGGGCUUUGGAGGCAUCGCUGGCAUCACAACUCUCCCCCAUCCUGGAACCUGUUGAGAAUGGUCCUAGGAGCGAUUCCGUGCAAGCACUGCUCGACCGCAUGGCAGACUGUUCUCCCAUGGUCCGGUAUGCGAUGACGGCGUUCACGGCCAUCCAGAGUGAUAGCGCCUCACAGAAAGCGAAGGAUUACCGACAAUGCUAUGACAAAGCUGCAAACGAGCUAUCAGAUAGACUGCACGCAUCGACUGGCCCUUUGACAGUCGACAACGACGAACUCAGACAUGUUCUCGCCACCAUCUUCUUUCUUACAUAUGUCGAUUUUCUCACGGAUCGGCUUGACCUGGCUCAUUUGCACCUUGCAAAUGCCCACAAUGUUCUACAGGCUUUGGAGGAGAGUGCAGUAGGCCCCAUAGAGCAGAGGAUCAUCUCCUGGAUUCGGCUGUUAGAUGCCCGCGCCGCAGUAGCUGGUGGAGAAGGAAACUUGGUGAACGAUACAUCUCCGAUAGCUUCGUCGAGCGCCAGAUCGACGUCAGCAAGCGAGCCACAUAUGAGUCGAGAUUUUGCAGCCAAUACUGGACCGCGGGAGACGAUUUAUAACAUGCUCUGCCAGCCGGGAAUCGAGUUCUUCCAAGAAGUCCAGACCAUCACCGGCCGCAUCGCCAGAAUCGGCCACGAUCGCCGCAGUCGAGGAAGCGUCGAGGACGAAACCGAGGUCAUGGCCAUCGCAGCAAACAUCCUGAAAGACCUAUCCUCUUUGUACGGUCGGAGACCCGCCAUCUUGGACCAUGCUCUGUCCGAAGCGAUCGGGGUGGAUAUCCUGGCCGAGCCACUUACAUUAGCCAUUCGUCGGUCGUUCCAGACGUACGUCGCUAACUUUUACACUUGCUAUAUCCAUCUGCAUCGGGUUGCCCAUCGACACUUACCUCGCUCGAACCUGGUGAUGACAGCGAUAGGGAGGGUCAAGGACAUCAUGCAUUCGAUGGUCAACGACGGUGAAUCCAUUCCCGUCAAUAUGCUAUGGCCGCUCUUCAUGUGGGGAAGCGAAGAAGACGACGAGGAAGAGUCUCAAUGGAUCCUCAAGACGAUGCGGAGUUACCGCCACGCCGCCACCAACGCAGGCAUGGCGGCCGAGCUAUUACAAGCCGUUCGAACCAGGCAACGGGAGGCAGGCUUACGGGUCGACAUCAGUUGCGUCUGCCUCGAGCUGUUUAAAUGCAGAUUCGCAAUCAUUUGAGGGUCCAUCAACCUGCGAGAGGUGGGACUUGGUUGUGCUCUAAAAUGUAACAUCACAUUGCAAGAUCUACUUCCUUGUCGUCAGCUCCUUCUCGAUGGGGACCAUGGGCGCAGUCAGCUUCAUCACACGUUCUUGCUUCUCGGCAUCGACGAAUCUGGGAAAUGGCCGCCGACAAUG